GUUUUAGUUGUCAACAUGUCAAAAUUAACAAUAUUUGUAUCCAUCCAAUAUACCUAGCACAAUUGGAUCCGGUUUCGUGUGCCCCACAAACUGCAUGCGAAAUGUGUUUCCAUUGAGCCACGCAUUUUCCACACAUAGAGCUGCCACUACAUGCAAUAAUCCAUCAAUCAGCCAAGCAAUAUAUCAAUCAGCAACAUGGCCAACUACACAGCAAAAAAGCUCAAGGAAAUACGGAGCAUCUUCCGACUCCACGACAACUACGGCGACAACAAAAUAGCCGUGACCCAGGUGGGGAAUUGUCUGCGAGUGCUCGGCACAAAUCCCAGUGAGGCAGUGGUGCGCAAAUAUAUCGAGCAGCUGGGUCCAACAGGACGCAUAACUUUUGACAAGUUUCUGGACAUCUACGAGGACAUCCUGCGAAUGCCUUGCACCCAUGCUGCCGAGGAUUUGAUUGCAAGCUUGCGACUCUUCGAUGAUGCUGGCAAUGGAAAGAUGUCGGCAGCUCAUCUGCGUCGCUUGCUAACAACCUGUGGUGGGGAACAGCUGAGUUUCAAGGAACUGGAUGAAUUGCUGUCACAACGCGUAGAUGCCAAAGGUCAAAUAAACUAUGUCGAGUUUGUUCAUAUGAUCAUGAAUGGUUGAUGAUAAGAAGGGAGAGAGAACGUGCGGCAAUACAUCCAUUAAACUAUCCAAUAGUUCACAACACAUAAAUGAACAUAUAUUUACAAAAAUAAAUAGAUCAAAGGUUUACGGUUCAAUAUAAGAAUAAACAACAGCUUUUAUAUAAAAUCUAA
Molecule: messenger RNA, 794 nt
Organism: Scaptodrosophila lebanonensis
Lineage: Eukaryota; Metazoa; Arthropoda; Insecta; Diptera; Drosophilidae
Product: myosin-2 essential light chain
Exons: 1
Coding region: 196-642 (148 amino acids)
Cellular component (GO): myosin II complex
Molecular function (GO): myosin heavy chain binding; calcium ion binding
Source: RefSeq, a predicted model, not a curated record